CUGUCCAUAAAUACAUUUUAUCUUUUUCUUUUCUUCGCACUCUCACCAUCGAAACCGUACUUUCCUCUAUCCUUCUUACAUCGUCUCAGCCCUUUGUCUACCCAUCAUCACUGAAACCUCAAAAAUGUCUCUUGUAAUCCCCUCAUCCUCUGCAGUUCCUUUGCAUUUUUCUAAAUUGGAGAUUAACAGUUUGAGUUCCUACCAAAAAUUUGCCUCUAAUUUCUUCGUCCCUUUUCAUCAUGAAGUCGGCUUCUGUUGCAAACCAAGGCAUUUCGGGCUCCACGUGAGAAAUGAACCGAAUGUUCUUCAUAAGUAUACAGUUAGGUCUAAGGGGUUUGAUUUUGAGUCGAUUGACAAUGAGACCUUGGGUUUUGAUGACGAUGAUUUUGAAGAUAUGGGGUCGCCUUGGGAAGGUGCUGUUGUAUACAAGAGAAAUGCCUCUAUUUUACAUUUGGAAUACUGCACUACCUUGGAGAGAUUAGGUCUAGCAAAGCUUUCAACCGAUCUCUCAAAAACUAGAGCUGCUGCAAUGGGAUUGCGUGUUACCAAAGCUGUGAGGGACUUUCCAAAUGGCACUCCUGUUCAGAUAUCUGUAGAUGUGACUAGGAAGAAGAAAAAAUUGAGGCUUGAUGGGAUCAUAAAAACUGUCAUCACUCUUCUUUGCAAUAGGUGUUGCAUGCCAUCUGCUGAGAGCAUAUUCUCUGAGUUCUCUCUUUUACUCACUGACGAACCCAUUGAAGAGCCAGAGACUAUUGAUAUGGGCGUUAUUUUUGGGGAAGAGAAACUUACAAACGGUGGUAAGGAUGACGAAGACGAUGCACUUAUUGAUUUGGAGGACCAACUAUAUUUUCCUUCACAAGAUAAUCAAAUUGACAUUUCAAAGAACAUAAGGGACAGGGUGCAUCUUGAGAUUACCAUGAAUUCAGUAUGUGAUCCUGGGUGCAAAGGCAUGUGCUUGAAAUGUGGUCAAAACUUUAACACUGGCAACUGCUCUUGUAGCAAGGAGGAAGUAAAAGAAAAAAGCUAUGGCCCGCUUGGAGAUUUAAAAGAGAAGAUGAAGUUGUAACAUUUAUGAAGUUCAUGCAGUAUUCGCUAAAAAUUCUGUAUCAUUAUGUGUACAAGUUCUGAUAUUAAUGGAUUUUUUAUGUUCUGAUGGCCAUGGAUGAUAGAUUUUAUAGAUAUAUCCAUGGUGCAUUUUCUAGUAGCAGCUACGCCUCAAAGCCUGCCUCUGGUAUUCUUUCCAUUUGUAUUAGCAUUUUCUAAAUCUCCUCUUGGAUUUUACUAAGAUAGUCCGAUCUGUAAAAUUAGAACAGGGAUGCUGUUAUUUGUGUGUUAAUUUUGUCAUCUUUUUCGGAUGUUAACUAUUUUAUACUUUUAAUUUCAAAACA
This is a messenger RNA of Vigna radiata var. radiata (mung bean), 1388 nucleotides long. RefSeq names its product large ribosomal RNA subunit accumulation protein YCED homolog 1, chloroplastic. Lineage: Eukaryota; Viridiplantae; Streptophyta; Magnoliopsida; Fabales; Fabaceae. The record is from RefSeq and is a predicted model, not a curated record. Bases 125 to 1066 code for a protein of 313 amino acids. The transcript is spliced from 3 exons.